Erigeron canadensis is the source of this 1893-nucleotide messenger RNA. Its product is annotated as AAA-ATPase ASD, mitochondrial-like. Lineage: Eukaryota; Viridiplantae; Streptophyta; Magnoliopsida; Asterales; Asteraceae. The transcript has a single exon. The record is from RefSeq and is a predicted model, not a curated record. Gene Ontology annotation, molecular function: ATP hydrolysis activity; ATP binding. The coding region runs from base 79 to 1644 and encodes 521 amino acids.
ACUACUACAUAGUCAUAACAAAAACAUUUUAAUUAAUCGAUCACCAAAUACAAAUCUUAGUGAGUUGUGAACAAAAAAAUGACAUGGGACAUGACUCAAGCCGGGUCCAUAAUGGCCGGAGUUAUGUUCAUUUGGGCAAUAUUCCGACAAUGGUUUCCCGACGAAUUUCGUGAGCAUUUCGAAAAAUACUUACACAAAGUCAUCGGUUUCGUGUACCCUUAUAUCGAAAUUACGUUUCAUGAAUACCAAGGAGAUGAAUUUGAGCGAAACAAAGCCUAUGUUUCGAUAGAAAGGUAUCUUAGUAGCAACUCUUCCAAUAAAGCUAAACGGCUCAAAGCGAAUGUGGUUAAAGAUUGUGAACCGGUUGUCUUAACCAUGGACGACUACGAAGAAGUCACGGACGAGUUUAAAGGCAUCAAGAUUUGGUGGACUUCAAGUAAAACUAUUCCACAACAACGGGCCAUUUUUUCGAGCCGUGAUGAUGAUGAAAAACGGUAUUAUAAACUCACUUGUAAACGUGAAGACCGAGAAAUCGUUACUAAAAGUUAUUUGCAAUAUGUGCUUGAUGAAGGGAAGGCGAUUGCGGUUAAGACAAGGCAACGAAAGCUUUAUACCAAUAAUAAAGGAGAAAGUGGUGGGUAUGGUUAUUACAAAAGGACUAUGUGGAGUCAUAUUGUAUUUGAGCAUCCUUCUACUUUUGAUACUCUUGCAAUGGACCCGAAAAAGAAAAAAGAUAUUUUGAAUGAUCUUACCAAGUUUAGUAAGUCGAAAGAUUACUAUAAGAAGGUAGGUAAGUCGUGGAAGCGUGGAUAUCUUCUUUAUGGCCCACCAGGAACCGGGAAGUCUAGUAUGAUUGCUGCAAUGGCUAAUUUUUUAGAGUACGAUAUCUAUGAUCUUGAAUUGACUUCUGUGAAGGAUAACACGGAUUUGAGAAAGUUACUCAUUGAGACAUCAAGUAAGUCGAUUAUUGUGAUUGAGGAUAUCGAUUGCUCACUUGAUUUAACGGGUCAGAGGAAGGAGAAAAAGGAAGAUGGUAAAAAAGAUGAAAAAGAUCCGAUUAAGAAAAAAGUUGAGGAGGAAAAGGGUAAUAAGGGGAAAGAGAGUGAAGUGACUUUAUCCGGGUUGUUGAAUUUUAUUGAUGGGUUAUGGUCAGCUUGUGGUAGUGAGAGAUUGAUCGUUUUCACGACGAAUUAUAUCGAAAAGCUUGAUCCUGCUUUAAUAAGAAGAGGAAGAAUGGACAAACAUAUUGAGAUGUCUUAUUGUUGUUAUGAAACAUUUAAGGUUCUUGCAAAGAACUAUUUGGAUGUUGAUUCACAUGAAUUGUUUGCAACUAUCGGUCGACUAUUAGGAGAAACAAACAUGACUCCUGCCGAUGUUGCUGAAAAUUUGAUGCCAAAGUCGGAUGAAGAGAAUGUUGAAAUCUGCUUGAGCAACUUGAUCAAAGCAUUGGAGGAUGUAAAAGAAGAAACAAGACUCAAAGCUAUAGAGGAUGCCAAGGUAAAAGUUGAGGAGGAAGCUAGCAGUAAAAAGACCAAAGAAAACGGUGAAAAUUUACAAGACAAUGAUGCCAACUUAGCUAAUGGAGAUGGUAAAGACGGUGUACAAGUUAACAAAGUGAAAGAAAAUGGUGUCAUCACUCAAUGAAAAAAAUAAAAGAGUACUCUCUUAAUUAAUUGUUAAUGUUUGGUAGUUAAAAAGCAUUAGUGUUAAAUCGAUGAUUCGUUGGGUGGUUUAACUUUGGCUUGCAAGCCUGAAAUUAAAACUUCGGUGUAGUAGCUAAGCAUGCGAUGUGUCUUUCAAUAUAUAAUAUAGUACGUCAUUGAAGUAUAUUUAUAAUAUAAUGACGUGAAAAUGUAACAAACUAUACACAAUUAUUUACGAUACGUUUAAUGA